CAGGAACUGUUUCAUCUCGCGGCUGGUGGUUGAGAGUGACCUAUUCAUGGCUCGUAGCAGCUGCUCUACAACUAAGUACCCGGUCGUGUACUUAUACUUCCGCAAAAAUCGAAAUAAAGGAAUUUUUCAUCAAACAAAAUGCAGAAGUUGAUGGUCCAGCAUCGUGCUGCUGAUGGUGGAUCAGUCACAUCUAGCUUCUUGAGAAGUUGCCGCCCGUCUCGCUCUACUGCCAGGAUCUCGACGAUGAUCUGUAGAUACGUGGUUUUUCAUCUUGGUCUGUGUUGGAGUUGCCAAGCAGCCGUGCGGAUGCGACGGAUAUUUCCCUACGAUCCUGAUACGCCCAAAAAACUCGAUAUCGAUGGGAUUCAGGCUUCUUUGGGUGCGGCCGAGGGAGAAAAAUUAGAUUUAAGGCCAGUCAGAGUCACUGUCACUGAUAUCAAUCUAGUGUGCUGGGCAAUGCGGAGUGAGUGAGUUCCUUAACAUACAUCUGGUGUGCUGGACACAUCUAGUGGCGAGUAAGUGCUCCUUUGAGGUUUGUCCUCAAGGGAAUCAUCUACUUAUAAGGGAAUCAUCUACUACGAACUCAACUCAACCACACAGAUAAAGUGAUUGGGUGAAGCUUUAAUAGAUACUGCGAUCGAAGAGCUAGCCCGCUCAAUAAUGGCGACGUUUUUCAACGGCACGGGUCUUCGUGCAGUGUGGGACUUUGAUGCGGCAGUUGGAAAACGCGUCCCAAGAUUUCGAUACGACGAAGAAGAGAGCUUAAGAUUGACGACAAAGAGAUCGUUGACAUUAAAUUCAUAUUUUUUUUUAGCUGGUGGAGCCUUGUUCAGCAAUUGCUAGGGUACUUUAGUGUUGCGCUUACGUCAAUGCGAAUUCCCAGGUCCUCAUUGAUCUUCUAAAUCAAGAGAGCCUGCCGUUUAGCAGUUCCAUAACCGGAGAUGCGCUCACGGCUUCGACUACUAGCUCUAUGGAACAAGACGCGCUUUCACCCGUAGACUCCACAAAGGCCGGAAUCAAUAUGCAAAGUGCGGCAUCAGCUUCUAGUGCGGCCGCGGGUAGUAAUAUUAUGCAUGAGAGAGUGUACUUGUUCUUGGAAGUGGAAUUGGAAAUGAUGCCUCUCGUCCAAAGUCAACCUUUGGCUGGAAAAGCUCUGCAGAGAGAAGAUACAUUUUGAUUUUCAUUUGCUUGUUCAUCUCUAAUGAUAAGUCCGAAGAAGGCAGCACAAAAUCUAUCACGGAUGCCGUUCUAGGUUGGUUUUCUACAUCAACAUCGGCGCAGGAGGGGAACAAGGCCUCUCCCCGUCUUGAUGCUGAAGUCGACGCGGCAUCACCUCGCAAGAACUCAACAGCAUCGAAUGCACAGGUAGUAUUAAGGGUAGGCUCCUUUAGCUGUUCGCAUUACCGCUUGUUUUGACUCUCCCAAGGGGGAAGCGCAUAACAAAUAACGGGGGAAGCGAACACCAAAAUCCUACCCCUAAUGGUAGGCUUACCAACGAGAGACGCCGGCGCAGAAGCUGCUCUAGCUGCGCGGCAAGGAACGAGUGCUCCUGGCAUUAGAGAAGACGCGGCUUCUGCUGCUCCGAAGAGAAAGCGUUACCCCAAAGACUACAUCAACUUCUGCAUAUUUUAUGAAUCACAGUGCUCUCCUAGAAUAAAUAUACAUUUUUUACCUCACAACUGCCUGGUAAGUUCUGAGCAAUUUCAAUCUUUUCCUCUCCUAUGAUCAUGGAAACGUCAGAUGGUACAGAUUUAGAAGCCUUGUCCCACCUUUGUCCAACCUUCCUUUCACAGACUCUGACGUCUUCAUCUGUUUCUCUUCCAUCUUCCUUUCAUAUGCUGGGUCUCGACACGGAGAGCGUACCACUUGUGGCGCGAUAUAUUGAGUUUUUUCCGCAGUUUUCGUUCUGGAUAUUCGACGACAACAUGGACUGGACCUUCUAUGUAUGGAAGGGGACAACACACUUGACUAGGCUUGACUGAGCGUUACCUAGAAGCUGGCCAAGCAUAUUAGAAUAAUUCGUUCGUUCACGACGAACAGCUGGAGAUAUCAGCAAGAAGUAGAUCACACCACUGCAACGAGGCCAACAGUAGAUGAACAUCAUCUCGUCUCACAUUGAUAUGGGGAUACCACAGACACUUGUUCUCUUCUAACAAUCAGAAACUAUCCAGGAUCACUCUUCUCUUCUAACAGCUACAAAUUUGGUGGAAUUUUUUCCAGAUCGGAGCAUUAACGUGGAGUACGACGACAGAAUCGAACAUCUGAAGCCGAAAUGUCACAUAACCGCUUUCGGCACCGACAGCUUGGACUUCACGAUGGCUCGAGUCGGUAGAGAGCUCUUCACGAAAACUGAGGUAUGUAUCGGGAGGUUUUCUAGUAGAGCAGGAGGUGGCUGAUAUGGAUAGAUGGACCGUGAAUACGUUCUUUAGAACGAAGACGCUGUUGCUACUACUCAUGAAUCGCUACUAUGCGACUAGUCCUACGUUGAUGUUGUAGCGCGGCUGCUAUUGUUUAUCAUGCAUGAGCUCAACGACCUCUUUCAUUCUCGGAAAUGCUACUAGUUUGGCAAACUCACGGUUGCGAGAGGUCAGGAGCCCUAGAGUGGAAUCCGGAGUGCGCGUAUUUCUUUCAGCAAUGGACGUCGACCAUGUGCGGACGUGAGGAGGAUCUCAUGCUGGAUGAAGGACAGGCACUAAAAACCGUGACUUCUUUAGAUUGUAACAAGUGUUGAUGUUGGCGUACUAUUAUAGGAAAAACAAUAUCUUUUUUUUCAGGGGAGGGACACACAAUGCCACACGACGUCGACGAUGCGGCUCUUCUACAGGAGCAAGUUCCCCCACAUUUUUUUUACACACAAUCUAUGUACAAAUCCACUCUUGUAUUUAACAGCUCAUUCUACAACUCUUAAAUCUAAAAAUAUUAAACUCCUCCACCUUGCGCCCAGGCGAAAGUACUGCGAGAAAGUCGGUAUGGUCCUUUACAAUGGGAGGAUGCCGAACCAUGCGUCAUCGGCAGUCGCACGCAGGAAAAGUUAAGGCUUUUACCCUAAAAAUCCAUCUUCGGAAGUAUCUUCAGAAGCUUCUUCAGAAACAUCUUCUUCACCAUAAAAAAGCUACUUCGGAAGCAUCUUCAGAGGCGUUGUAUACCCUAUUGAGUAAAACUACUGCCUGAUCUAAGGAAGGUGAAUAGUUGGGCCGUACGAAACCGAAUCGCUAGUGGGGAAGACGCGUCGGACCUACUUGCCGCUCCAGAAGUUGCGCUUACUGCUAAUAUUAUGGUGCUCUUCAAAAAUCCCUUGAAAUUGUCUCAAACUUAUACAUCAAGCCUCUAUUCGUGUUCAUCUGAACUGAUUAUGUUGCUGCUCUGUAAAUGAAAUAUAUGAAGUCUGCAGGAAAUACGGUAGCAUUGCGUAGCCAUCUUCUACACUUCUACACUCCACGACCUACAAGGGCUGUGGUGAGUCGCUAGGUCUCAUCGUGCUGUUGGUCUGAGUAUACAUUGUUAGACAACUACAAAAUACUCCUAUACCGGUACUUUAGCGCUCCUCUGGAGGUACUAGCUUACUGGUUGGCCUCGCAAGUAGACGCUAAUAGCUACACAAGAGGCACCAUGACAUGACAUAUUUCACAAGUUGGUUCUAAAUCGCAACCGCUGUGCACAUGUCUAGUGGAUAGGUCCUGGAUCAGCGACCUGCACUACGAGAAACCAAUCUGCCAUGAAUUCGAGACACGAGUCCUGCCACCUGGGAUUAUGGCGGCAAUGAUCUUGUUGUUGUAUCUUCGACAUCGAUUAAGAACUCACGUAGUGGUCAUCAAGCUCAAGGUCAACAUGGUCUAACCAUAUUAUAAUGGAAAAUGAAUCCAAGGACUUAUCAAUACAUUUAGUAAGAAAUUGUCAUUUCGGUCCUUUACCUUUUGCUAAAAAAAUGUUUCUUCUAAUGCGGAGCGGAUCUACGCAAGACAUACGGAAAAUUGGUACGACCCCUUGAAGGACUUCUUCUUCGGCUAUGGUCAAUGGAACCAAGACUGGUUUCUCUACUUAUGACAAUGGGGCUUUUGCUUAAGAACGCAUGAGCUGUUUGUGCUUCUGUGUUUGUGCUUCUAGGAGCGCCCCACUCGUGAUUCCUCUGACUGUCUCAAUCUUGCUUCCAUAGGUCUACCUGCAGUCCUGUUUGGGAAAAAAAAAGUAGUCCAAGCCACAGACAUACAUCCAUUAACGUGUGCCUGUGCCUUUAGUUCUAGAUGCGGCAUUUUUUUUUGUAAAUCCUCGCUCGACUCUCCUCCAGCUUCAGCACGACCGCGGAUUUUUUUUUGUAAAUUCUCGCUCGACUCUCCUCCAGCUUCAGCACGACCGCGGCACGUCUCUAAUCCUGAACAAUCUUUUCCGUGGAAGGCGAAAGGGUUUUUUUGUGGACAUUGGGGCCAUGGCGCCAUUCGAACUGAGUAAUACAGCAGUUUUCGAGCAAUGUUUCGACUGGGAAGGAUUAUGCGUGGAACCGAACCCUAGCCAACACUUGAUCAUGUUGGGAUACAGACCGAAUUGUCGCUUAGUGCCCUACUGCUUGGGAAGGAAAAUUAAGGCGACAAUGAACAUUGUACUUUUUACCGACUUACCUUAUCAUGAUGUAUGGACUAUCUAAGGUUUACCCGCUUAUUGUACUUACCUACUCGUCGAUUGUACUCGAGAACUGAAAAUAACCGCGUUACUAACUGAAAUUUAAGGCAGGAAGUAGCUUUAGAGGGCUACUCUUCUUUGUUCAGUAUCUCGGUUAUUCUCGUCUGUUACUCGCUUUCUUCAGUUUUUCGAUUAUUACAAAAGUUGUACCUGAACAACCUACAGUCUUUCUAAUUUGAAUGACUUAGAUCUUGAUUGACUUAAUGGACAGUAGCGGCUGCGUCUGCGGCAAUUGCCUUCAUCAUUUUGAUUUUUUUGGCAAUGACCUGCCGUUGAGCUGCAUAACUCCAAUAUGAGCGGUGCCGUGAAGACCUUUGGGAUACGAGAAGGCAGCACAGGACACUCGAGGGAAGCUUCAGACGCACCCGUUUCGGGUGCAGAAGAAGAUGAUGAAGCGAGUACAUUCUGAGUUGUCUUAGAUUUUGUGUUAUGCUAUUGCUAACUCAUGGACAGGUGCCUGGCUAUCAAUUCUUUUUCAUGCUGUCGUCAUUGUUCUUUGACGUAUUAAAUUUUGAUUUAUUUCUUUACUUAAUCUUGAUGUGUGGUGAGUUGGUGGUAAAAUAACGCAGUUAUGAUCUCCACAGAGAAAAAGCUAGACGAAUGGCUGCCAUCGACAGAGCUUCUGGACACUUUUCAAUCGGACUGCAUCACCAUGGACGAAAUGCUGCGGUUCUCUGGGAUCAAGAAAGAGACGCCUAUAGAUUUCGUCUCGAUAGACAUUGAAGGUUAUGGAAUGGAAGUUUUCUGUAUUGUAUUGUUCGUGUCCAGCUACGUACGUAGGUACUAAAGAGAAGUACAAGAAUUCUAGUGUGAAGAAACGAAUAAAUGUAUGUUCGUAGCAGUCUAGGCUGACGAGGUGAUGUCCACCUUGUCGGUGAAAGAAGAUGACCAAUUUUGAACGUCUAAAGUAGAUCCCGCGUAGUCGAUCUCUCUCUCUUCAUUCUCUAACAAGUUGGCGAACUGGAGGUGCUGGUAGACUUUCCGUUUGAAAAAUACACAAUACACGCAUUCCUCAUUGAAGCCGGCCAUGACACGACUAACCGUGUGGAUAUCCUUCUGUUGGGAGCUGGGUAUGUGAAGAUGGCUUUAAUCGGCAAAGACCACGUCUACGUGCAUGGCGAAUACUUGCAGUUGUUAGCGGGCAACUAUCUUUAAGGCGCUAUGUUGUUGUUACUUUUGUACUUGUGCAGGAUCGUUGUGCAGGAUCCGCAACCUAACCUAACUGCCGCGUCUCUACUCGGGUCGCUACGGAACCAGGCAGCUUUAUUUAAGUAGUUGAAUGGGAGGUAGCAUGUAGUCCUAUGGAAAAAAAAAAAAAUGAGUGAGUUGCUACGUGGUUCGAAUGAAUGAAUGAAUGAAUGGACCUAACCUACGUAUUUUAUUUUCAUCUUCUUGUUCGGCUUGUUCGGUCAUAUUCAGAUUCAGAAUAGAUACUUAUGUAAAUCCAGCCGGCAAUCUAAGUACCUAUGAUCAUUGUUGUACCUCUGAAAGCCUCUCGUACUUGUUCUUGCAACAACGUCGCCCGACACACUACCUCAUGCUAGGUAGAUGCAUGAAUGAAGAGGGGGAACACGAACAACAAUAAAUGACAUCACCCAACAUGAGGAUCUAUUGAGAUUUCUAAUCUUCAGUCGGGGAGACGGACAUGAACCCAUUCGAUUUGGUCUAUCCGCCGUACAUCAAUUAUGGAAAAGGUUGAACUCUGAUUGAUAUUACAAGUACAAAGCACGCUCAGAUGUUUCUGUUUCAACUCUACUGCUACUUCCUAGGCAAUAGUUGUAGUUUUCCGCGUUCAAGGCACGACUCUCAAUUUAAAGUCCAGUUCUGCUUCUAGUCAGUGGCAAGGCAUAACUACUAUAAGUUUUGAAAGCUCUAGUGGCAAGGUAUACAUACUAAAUUAUAAAAGUCAUAGUAUUCAUUGUUUUCCUCUUUCUAUGUAUAUUUAGGCUAUCCCUUCUUGCAAUAUAUAAGUGAUAGUAUAAAGGGACCAAAGACGAGUACCUAGUACAUGCUUUUUGCCUUACUUCUCCCUUCAUACUACCAUCGAGCCAUACAACGACACGUUUCCGGUCUUUCAGCGGAGAUUCCUGGACCCGAAGUUUGGGGAGUAACUACCAUGGGAAAAAGGAUCAGCAAUUUUCAGCCAGUAUCUGAAUCUUUCUGAGUACAAUCUUCAUUAGCCAUUCGCUCGUAGUUUCAUUUGUUAGCAUCCUAGCCCCUGCUUGAUGAUAAAAUAAUUGCGCGGGUUCUCUCUUGAGAAUAUAGAAAUUCAAAUUUAAUAUGAGGAUGGACAAGACGGAGGUCAUGUUGUUCGUCGACUUGCAAAAAAGCACUCGACAAGUCCCCC
This is a messenger RNA of Amoebophrya sp. A25, 7021 nucleotides long. The record is from the annotation of a GenBank genome assembly. Lineage: Eukaryota; Dinophyceae; Syndiniales; Amoebophryaceae.